This is a messenger RNA of Sander lucioperca (pikeperch), 3051 nucleotides long. It is a transcript of the gene tal1, whose product is annotated as T-cell acute lymphocytic leukemia 1. The transcript is spliced from 4 exons. Gene Ontology annotation, molecular function: DNA-binding transcription factor activity, RNA polymerase II-specific; RNA polymerase II cis-regulatory region sequence-specific DNA binding; protein dimerization activity. Lineage: Eukaryota; Metazoa; Chordata; Actinopteri; Perciformes; Percidae. The record is from RefSeq and is a predicted model, not a curated record. The coding region runs from base 2 to 1465 and encodes 487 amino acids. Gene Ontology annotation, biological process: regulation of transcription by RNA polymerase II.
AAUGAAGAGGCCGCUGCCGUGCGCUUAUCUCACUCGGCCACAUUGCGGCCUGUGUUCCGCUCCCCAUACUGAGGGAGCGCACUGGAUGCGGCGAGGAAUAACUCAGCUACACACACACACACACACACACACACACACACACACACACACACACACACACACACACUGCUCCACAACUGGCAGAAAAAAAGAAAAACCUCAGACAUGGAUGACCCACUCACAAAAUGGCUCCACUUACACAGUAACAUCAACAACACGGCUGGAACGGACGCAGCGGACUCGAACGAGUGGUGACGGUAUAAAAAUGAUGGAAAAACGGCAGCCGGAGCUUCGUCCUGGAAGUCCCGAUUUAGAGUCCGGUCCUGGAAAGCGGGAGGACUCCUCCAUCAUCUCCAGACUGAAUGGAUGCAAGGAGGAAGAGGAGCCGAGGAGAGAGGAGGGGGAGAGGGAGAGGGGAGGGAGCUUCAAGGGGGUUGAGGAGACGGAUGACGCUCCUCUGCAGAACUCAGGCAACGGGACCAGCAUCAGCAUCAUCAUCAACGGCGUUGCCAAGGAAACUGCCUCUCACAACGCCCUUGACCUGAAAAGGGAAGUGCCGGUGAUCGAGCUCUCCAGGAGGGACGCUAUAAAAGCGCUGGAGCAGAGGACUGAAAGCCAUUUGGUGCCGAUCACGGAACUUCGCAGACCUCCACCGCUGCCGCUGCCGCCGCCGCAACGAGACGACGCUCGAAUGGUCCAACUGAGCCCAAACGCGUUUCCUGUCCCGGCCCGGGCGAUGCUCUACAACCUGGCGCAGCCUCUCGCCGCCAUCAACAGUCUCGGAGGGGAGUCGGAGCAGUACAGCAUGUACCCCAGCAACAGGGUAAAGCGCCGCCCGGCGCCUUAUGAGGUUGAACUCGACGAGGGUAGGCGCAUUUUAGAUCUUUAUAAGUAUGCUGGCCAGCCAAAGAUUGUACGUCGCAUCUUCACUAACAGUCGUGAACGUUGGCGGCAGCAGAACGUAAACGGGGCAUUUGCGGAGCUUCGCAAACUCAUCCCCACUCACCCCCCAGACAAGAAGCUGAGCAAGAAUGAGAUCCUGCGGCUUGCUAUGAAGUACAUCAGCUUCCUCUCCAACCUCCUGGACGACCAGGACGGAGGGAGGAAUGUUGGCAGCACAACUGAUGGGGAAACAGGGCUGCUGGUUGGGGUCGGGGCCCACGAGGGGGGCCCUCAGGGUGGACCACAUCAGGACACAGUGGUAAGCUUGGCCAGGGACGAUCUUCUGGAGACAAUGUCGCCAGGCUCCAGUUGUGGAAGCCUGCCUGAUGGCGAUGCCGAGGGCAGUCCUGAGAGCUUUAUGGAGGACCAGGACUCGCCUCCAGCUCCAAGGACUCUAACAGCUUCACGGGGGCCCCCGCUGCAUCUAGCUGCUAGAGAUCUGAGGCGCAAUGGCCGCCCUAGAGAUGGCUCCAGUCGCCGAUGAUGCUGAUGCCAACAGACCACGGACACAACCCCUGAGACUGAAAGAGAACAAUGAGAGGGACUAAGAUAGAGAUGGAUAUGCUCAGGACCCGUUAGCUUUGAGUCGUCAGUGUAGGAAUGAGAAUCAAUCUCCACGUAGUGAGAUAGUGGAGUACAUUCCUGUCUCCACACUACACCUGAGGCAGCACUGAUGAAUAGCUUGGUUUGAUGGGUGAGCGGUUGAAUUUGAUCCAACAAAAGACUUGUAAAUUCUGCAUGUCUCAUGUCUUUGACUGACCUGCGGAUUAUAACUUUCCGUGGUUUAAAAGUCCAAAGACUGGAUACUCUAAAAUAAUUUAAAAAACACACACACAAAAAAGAAAGAAAGAUCAAGCAAACAAAACAAGACAAAACCAAACAAAAUAUCAAUCAAGAGAAACUUAACAAAGAUGUGUAAUAUUGAAAUUUGGACCAAUGCUUCACUAGCGAUUUCAAUAUGGUGCAUAGGUCCAACGUGCUUGCAGAGUGCUGCAAGUAAAUGGCACUAAAACAUCAAUGAAUAAACCCUGGAGAUUUAUGCCCAUCAAAUUUAAUGUGUUAGAAAAAUGACACAAAAGUAAGUUUGCCUCAUUUGGAGGCCUUAAAUUAACCGACUGGACUCCAUUGUACCCAUGCAGUUACGUAUGUAUUGUAAAUAGCAUUAUAAUUCCACUGCACAAUGUAACAACAGUGACUCGAGUUCAAGUCAUGUGGUUUAAGAUGUACUGUAGUGUGUUUGUCAAUGGGUUUACUAGCAAAAUGAUCUUUUGGGAGACAUGACAUGAGGAAAGAGGAAUGAAGAGACGAGAUGGACUCAAAAUGUAAAGCGAGCAACUGAACGUAGUACAUCAAAUGUGGUACCAUUUACUUCUGUUACACUUUGGUGGUGAGAAAACGACACCAAAUACGGCAACAGACAGUUAAACAAUUUCACUGCCGAGAAUGAAUAUAUCUAUUUGAAAUUUGCUGUGGAGGUACAAGACAUGCAGUGUUUCUUAAAGUGUACAAAACAUAUGAGUCAUAUCAUGAAAUGACUCAUGCAGUCCUUUUGAUAUGAAUGUUUCAGUGUUUUUUUUUAAAACUGUAAUGCAGUUGUAGUUUAGUAAGGUACACAAAUAAAUCCCUUCAUUGCCGCAUUUCACACACACACACACGCACACACACGCACACACACGCACACACACGCACACACACGCACACACACACACACACACACACACACACACACACACACACACACACACACACACACACACACACACACACACACACACACACAGUGUUAAUAUCAUAACAACACCAGCAGUUUUCUGAUUAAUACAGUUACGUAUUGCUCACUUGUGGUUGGUUAUUCUGCUUUUUCAGCAGGACCUAGUAGCCUAUAUUGGUACCUUUGGUAACUAUGGUAUUUUAUGAAUUGCAGUAAAGGGACAUUGUACGUUUGGUAAUGACAUAUUUGUUGUAUGAUAGCUGUAUCUAUAAAUAUAUCCAAUGUUAAAUCAAUGAAUUUUAUACAAAACUCCUGAAUAAAACACACAAAGGAAAAGCCUUGUAUUUGAUCUCACUCAA